UGAAUUUCCUUUGGCUUUUUAUUGUAUUUAUUUACGCAGAAAUUACCCUACUUUGGGAGCAAAUAAAAGAGGACAAAAAGAAAUGGGAGGGAAAGACAAUGGUUUAUAUUUUGAGGAACUUUGGGUGUUUUGAAAUAUUAUGCUUUAAUGUUAUUUGAAACCGGAAAUCCCUUUUCUUUUAGGCAGAAUCGUUCUUUUGGAAAGUAGAGAGCAUCCUAAAGAGAAGCCCUGAGAUUAUCCAUGCGGGGGGGGGGGGUCUCAAGUUGCUUCGGAAUCAUACAUAUAAGUUGCUUGACAAUGUUCUUUAGUAAUGACAGCGAUUCGCCAGCAGGUGUCAGUGCGUCCUCGCUCUGUAGGUGAAAGCGCAGUCUGAAUUUCCUGGGGACUCAGAGACCCCUUCCUAGCCCACCUAAUUUGACUCGAAUCCCCCCCAGGGAUGGGUGGAUUCUGCCAAGUUUUCGCAGCUACUAAUCAGCAAUCUCCUCGACAGCUUCAACUCCCUUUCGUCCCUCUCCCGGCAGGUUAGGCCGAGCAGAGGCAGUGGUCUCGGACCUCCAGACCUCGCCAGCAUCCAACAUUUAAUUGUCUGGUAGAGCUUAGGUGGAGAUGGCCAGAAGGUGCUCCUCCUGUUUAGAGCGAACAAGGGCACAGAAAAAGAUAUAGCUGUGCUGCAACUGUUCAGCUGGGUCAGCCAGGCUUCCUCGCCUGCCCUCUUAUCUUCCCCUGGGGCUGCGCCGGGAUAAGGGUCCCCACUUCUCACCAGGUAGACGAGCGUUUCCUUCUCCUCUGACCGCUGGGGAUCCCUGGCGAGUGAACAGCCAGGACGCCCCGGAUCUAGCUGACCACUUCUGGUUUUCCCCAGUGGGCGGAACUACAGACCUGGAGAGGGCUUGGUACCGGCCUCGACUCCUAGUAAUCCACCGAGAGAUUCGUCAUACUCAUCCUGGACCCAAGUCCUCUCAACGCCUUGGCCACCUGUGUGUACUCACUGGUUCACUGGGAGACCCAGCCCUAAUUCUUGUCUCUCUUCACUUUCUCGUCUCCCCUUACUGCGAACAGCUUUGUGAAAGUCUGGUCCCCAGCAGAGCGCAGCGGAUGAGGUUAUCUCAAGGGUGUUGGCGAAGUCUUGGCGAUUUGUAAUUUGUGUUGGUAAGGCAGGGUGAAUUAGGGGUGUGUGUGUGUGUGUGUGUGUGUGUGUGUGUGUGUGUGUGUGUGUGUGUGUGUGUGAGAGAGAGAGAGAGAGAGAGAGAGAGAGAGAGAGAGAGAGAGAGAGAGAGAGAGACAGAGAGAGACAGAGAGAGAGACAGAGACAGAGACAGAGACAGAGACAGAGACAGAAACGGAGACAGCGACAGGCAGAGACUGACAGACACAAAGAGACAGACAGACAGAGAGAGAGAGAGAGAGAGAGAGAGAGAGAGAGAGAGAGAGAGAGAGAGAGACAGAGAGAGAGACAGAGAGAGACAGAGAGAGAGAGAGAGAGAGAGAGAGAGAGAGAGAGAGAGAGAGAGAGAGAGAGAGAGAGAGAGAGAGAGAGAGAGAGAGAGAGAGAGAGAAGAGAGAGAGAGGAGAGAGAAGGAGGAAGAGGAUAGGAGGGAGAAGGGAGAGAAGGGAAAGGUGAGAGAGGGGAGAUAGAGAAAGAAGAGAGAUAGAGAGGGGAGGGAGUAGGGCGGGGAGGGGGCGGAGGAGGGUCGGGUUCCCACGUGGGGACUGACGCUGGCUGCUCAGCAACGCCGGCUUGAUCCUGGGGCUAUAAAACCAGUACUCUGGGAGGGAGACAACAGCAGCUACUCUGGUUCCCGUUCCGUUGGAGAAGCCAAGAGGCGCGCCACGAUUUUGGCUCCCCGGACAUCCAGCCUGGAUCACUCUUCCUCGUCUCAGGUCCGGUUGCCCCACUCCCAACAAAGCCCAUCCGGCGCCCAACUUGAGACUUGAACUAGGGUGCUGUCCAACCAACCCUGGCUCCAGGACUUAACCUGCGCCGGGGCGCAGAAGAAGGUUCGGGCCACAGCUAACAAAGGAUAGUUAUUCUGCACCCGACAGUCCGAGGAAGGGAACUACUUCUCACUCCCGGUGUCCCAUGCUCAAUUUCCACGGCCACUGGGGUAUCUUCAAGGUCCACCUGUACAAUCCAUAGAGGCGCACAAGUUUGGAGAUCUCGAAGCAGAGAUCUGAAGAAAAAGAAGUCAACUCGGGCCUUCCCUGUACCUUUGUCAAAGAGGAGAGAAAUGCAAUAACUGCCUAAAGGAUUUAGAAAACAGAAUUCUCUCUCCUCCCUCAACUCCCAGUAAUCCUGGCAACACCGGAGCCCCCAGGCCCUUUUUGGAGACCUGAGUGGGGGGCGGGGUUCCUAUUGAGCAGCCGUCACCACGGUAAGACAGACUUGCUUUCAGCUCCAGCUCUGAAGUAAAGAGCCAUCCAUUUGUUGUCACUCUUCCAAGUAAAAAGGGCACAGAUUCUCCUCUUUUUUCUCCCCUCAUCUCUUUCCUCUUGGGGAAUCAGGAUUUCUCCCUCUACUUGGUGCUGCCGUUUGGAAAUAAAACUUGGAUUUACUGAGUAGGGAGUGGGAAAAAAAAGAGAGAGAAGCCGCCGGGAGACCGAGCUCGCUGUGAGGUUGGGGUUGUGAUCUCUACGGGAGCUGCUGCGGGCUAAAAAGAGACUGAGGCCAUGGGCUGUUAGUUGUAUGCAUAGCACUUCUCCAAAUUCCCUCCUUUCUUUCCCCACUCACUGCCUUUCUGGAUCUCUUCCCUCAAAGAGCAGCGCCCCAUGUGAACCACCAAGAGCUUUCUUGGGGUGGGGGUGGGGGUAGGGGUAGGGGAAGAGAACUGACAUCCCGGAGGAGAAAGGAGGACAGAGUUGGGGCCGAGUGGAGGGGAGAAGGAGCUUGUUUUCAUGUUACACCAGGAGCACCCGCUGGCGGAGGGGAGUUUCGCCCCUAUGGGGUCCCUUCAGCCGGACUCCGGCAAUGGGAGCUUAAACGGAACUGAGCCCGGUGGGGGGUCCCGGGAGACCCCCUAUUCACUGCAGGUGACCCUGACCCUAGUCAGCUUGGCUGGGCUGCUCAUGCUGCUAACUGUGUUCGGCAACGUGCUGGUCAUCAUCGCAGUGUUCACCAGUCGAGCCCUCAAGGCGCCCCAGAAUCUCUUCUUGGUGUCUUUGGCCUCGGCUGACAUCCUCGUGGCCACUCUGGUCAUCCCCUUCUCACUGGCCAACGAGGUGAUGGGUUACUGGUACUUCGGCAAGGUGUGGUGUGAAAUCUACCUGGCGCUGGACGUACUCUUCUGCACGUCUAGCAUUGUGCACCUGUGUGCCAUCAGCCUGGACCGCUACUGGUCCAUUACUCAAGCAAUUGAGUACAACCUGAAGCGGACACCCAGACGCAUCAAGGCCAUCAUCUUCACCGUGUGGGUCAUCUCGGCUGUCAUCUCCUUCCCACCUCUCAUCUCCAUUGAAAAGAAGGGAGGUGACAAGCAGGUGGAGCCCCUGUGUGAUAUCAACGACCAAAAGUGGUAUAUCAUCUCCUCCUCCAUCGGUUCCUUCUUUGCCCCUUGCCUCAUCAUGAUCCUAGUGUACGUACGCAUUUACCAGAUCGCCAAGCGUCGCACCCGGGUGCCGCCCAGCCGGCGCAGCGACGGCUGCGAGGGUGCCGAGCGCCGGCCCAACGGGCUUGCAGACCCGGGGCGUGGGGAGGGCCAGCCGCUCCCCGCCAAGCUCAACGGAACAGGAGACCCAGUCCCAGCCGAGCGGGAGGUGAAUGGGCUGGAUUUGGAGGAAAGUUCCUCAUCAGAGCACCCAGAGCAGACACCGGGCCCUCCUGGUCCCCGGAAAGGGGAGCGGGGCCUCAGGGGAAAGAACAAGACUAAAAUGAGCCAAGUGAAGCCCGGUGACAGCCUGCCCCGGAGAGGCGGCGAGGAAGAACGGGGCGCGAAAGCGUCUCGCUGGCGGGGGCGCCAGAACCGAGAGAAACGCUUCACCUUUGUGCUAGCGGUGGUGAUUGGGGUCUUUGUGGUCUGCUGGUUUCCCUUCUUCUUCACCUACACGCUCACUGCAGUCUGCUGCUCGGUCCCCCCUACCCUCUUCAAGUUCUUCUUCUGGUUUGGUUACUGCAACAGCUCACUCAAUCCGGUCAUCUACACCAUCUUCAACCACGACUUCCGUCGGGCCUUCAAGAAAAUCCUCUGCCGGGUGGACAGGAAGCGCAUCGUGUGAAGUGAAGCUGAUACUCCAAACGCCUUGGUCCCCUUCUCUCCUCACUCACUCCCUGCAGUGCCCCUCGCCCUUCAGCCUUGGCUUCUUGCUGUCUCUUUCCACCCCAGCGAUCACUAGAAAGCUGGGAGGCAUUGUGCUUUGAGGGACAAAGCCCUGUCUCAGCCCUUGGAAUAGAGACCGGGCAGAGGGAGAACUCUCCGGCCCAGGGCAGAGCGACAGAGACAGAUGCGUGAAAGAUGACACUAUGGGGACGGUCCUUGCACAGGCCUUGCUCUGGGUAGAGAGAAUUAUCGCUAAUAACCCAGAUGUAUAGGGCACUACGGCCAAUAAGACUCCUAUUUGCUUCCGAAACUUCCGAAGGAGAUGUUCGGCAAGCCCAGCCUGCCUUCCCAGGGGUGGCGAGCGCCAGCUUUCACCCACCCAGUUGGGAAAACCUCCUCCUUUUCUCCCUUUCAUUUCAGGCCCUCGCUAGGGGUCUUCAGCUGACCUUCGGCUGCAUGCUACUCCAUAGGCAGUAUUGUUUCCAAAAGGUAUUUCCCCUUAACCCUAGUCCCAGGCACCAGAAGCUAAGCUUAAGUUCCACUUUCUGCUUGGGAAAAGAGAGAGUUGGAAUUCUCACAAAGAGUUAAUUCACCGUGCAGUCACAGCCCGGCUUUUUGCCAAGGCUAAUUGCCCUUUCCCUUUCUGACUGUAAAUCUGCACUCUUUAAAAGAUAGUAAACACGGGGUUACCUGUAUCGUGUUGUAAUUGAUUGGUGUUGAUAUUAGUGUUUGAAUUCCUGCCACUGGAAUCACCUGUGAGAAGGAAGUAUUGUCUCUCUGGGAGAGCAAAACCCUUGGGCAGGGUAAGGUGGUUGUCCAGUUUUUUGCCACCCCCCCCUCCCCUUUAAAGAUCCUCUGGUGUUCUUUUCACCAGCAACUGGUGAUUAUCCCUUUGGAUCUGGAUGUGGCUUGAUAUUUCCUGACAGGGAAACAUUUCUGUACAUUUUCCCUGUGCCUAACAGCAUAAUUGCCUUUUCCUGUGUAAAUAUUACAGUAAUAAAUCAAGGCAGAGUUAAAGGAACGCCUGACUUACCUUGAGCCUCCCUAUGACAUCAUUAUUUCAUUCCCAGAAUUGCAGCCUCAAAUUUUCACUUUAAAACAAGACUUGUCACCCCAUUCUUUUCACCACAAAAACAACUGCCUGAAGAAUAAAUGUUUAUACACAGCAUAUAUAUGUAAACCUUCCACCAGUGGACACUGACUAAUGGGGAGAAGGCAGUGCUUUAACUCCUGCCUUGGAAGACACUGGGCUAGAAAUCCUGUGGGCAAAGCAAUCUUGUUAAAACCUGUCCAAGGUAACAGUUGGACCUGCCUGCCAACUGAGGUAUAGGUACUGAGGAGGGAGUUUUUCAGCAUCAGAAAGUGUUGUUUGUCCUUUUUCUGCUUUCUUUGUGCAGAUCAUCACAUUGUUGAUAAACUCAGAAGGUGGGGUGUGAAGGUCUGAGACAAAUGUUUACAUCAGCAUUUCUACACUUUUUUUUUUCAAUACUGAGUCUUCAAGGACUGCUACCAUAUUUCACCUAAUGGGGAAAACAAAGUCAUCAGAUGUUGCUAAUAAUGAAUUUUUUUAAAAAAAUAAAAGUUUACAGAUCAAAUGUGAAAUAAAUGAAUUAAAUGUC
Monodelphis domestica (gray short-tailed opossum) is the source of this 5869-nucleotide messenger RNA. RefSeq names its product adrenoceptor alpha 2A (gene ADRA2A). Gene Ontology annotation, biological process: regulation of vasoconstriction; regulation of smooth muscle contraction; platelet activation. The record is from RefSeq and is a predicted model, not a curated record. Gene Ontology annotation, molecular function: alpha2-adrenergic receptor activity; epinephrine binding. Gene Ontology annotation, cellular component: plasma membrane. NCBI's taxonomy places the organism in Eukaryota, Metazoa, Chordata, Mammalia, Didelphimorphia, Didelphidae.